Messenger RNA from Melanotaenia boesemani (Boeseman's rainbowfish), 901 nucleotides. It is a transcript of the gene chchd4b, whose product is annotated as coiled-coil-helix-coiled-coil-helix domain containing 4b. Gene Ontology annotation, biological process: protein import into mitochondrial intermembrane space. The coding region runs from base 161 to 616 and encodes 151 amino acids. Gene Ontology annotation, molecular function: protein-disulfide reductase activity. Lineage: Eukaryota; Metazoa; Chordata; Actinopteri; Atheriniformes; Melanotaeniidae. The record is from RefSeq and is a predicted model, not a curated record. Gene Ontology annotation, cellular component: mitochondrial intermembrane space. The transcript has 3 exons.
AUCAUGCUGUAACAAGGAUAGUUGUGAAACAUCGCUGUGAUGAUGGAGUAAUUAUUUUCUUUUGUAGUGUUGUUUAACAGAAAGAGUGUUUAUCUUUGAUGAACCUCUAGUUAUUGUAGAAGAUCUAACAGAGGAAUUUAAUCUGUUCUAGCUUGAAGAAAUGAGCUCGGUCAGAGAAGAAGGUAAAGACACAAUCAUCUUUGUCACCAAAGAAGAUCAUGAAACACCCAGCAGUGCUGAACUUGUAGACGAAGACCCCAAUGACCCAUACGAGGAGCGAGGUCUAAUUCUUCCUAGUGGGGAGAUAAAUUGGAAUUGCCCCUGCUUAGGGGGGAUGGCCAGUGGUCCCUGUGGGACUGAAUUUAAAGAUGCUUUCUCCUGCUUCCACUACAGUAAGGAGGAGGUAAAGGGCUCUGACUGCCUGGAGCAGUUCAGAACUAUGCAGGAGUGUUUGCAGCGCUACCCGGAGCUCUACCCUCAAGAAGAAGAGACAUCAUCCAGCCAGACUUCACAAGACUUUGCUUCUGCAGAGCCAUCAGGUUUAAAUUCAACAGCUGCCUCCGAGCAGGACCCUGAUACAACACUGCCCAGCACAGAGAGCUCAGCAGAGAGCUAAUAAUGUGCCUUAUUGUGUGAGCCACAUGACUCAUCAUUCACAUUUCACAUUUAUUCAACUCUUGAUGGAACAAAAAGAAAGCCAGUAUAUAUAUUUUUAAAAUUAUUUUCAUUAGUUUCUCACUAAAAAGAGUUUUUCCUUAAGAGCUUUAAAGCUCUUUUGAGAAUUCAUUCUCUGUACCGCUUGGUCCAUUAAGGGUCGCAGGUUAGCUGGAGCCUAUCCCAGCAUUAACAGGUGAGAGGCAGGGUACGCCCUGGACAGGUCACCAGUCCAUCGCAGGUCCAA